This is a messenger RNA of Epithele typhae, 1395 nucleotides long. RefSeq lists its product as uncharacterized. Bases 1 to 1395 code for a protein of 464 amino acids. Gene Ontology annotation, biological process: positive regulation of transcription by RNA polymerase II. The transcript has 2 exons. The record is from RefSeq and is a predicted model, not a curated record. Gene Ontology annotation, cellular component: RNA polymerase II transcription regulator complex. NCBI's taxonomy places the organism in Eukaryota, Fungi, Basidiomycota, Agaricomycetes, Polyporales, Epitheliaceae. Gene Ontology annotation, molecular function: DNA-binding transcription factor activity; protein dimerization activity.
AUGGCUCUUCCUCUCUCCAUCCCCAACUCGCCCUCUGGUGGUAACUCGCCCUCCUCCGACUCCAACGGUCCCCGCACCCCCGUCUCCCCCUCCGGCUCCGUUCAGACUCUCGCCCUCCCUCCCGCCGACGGCGCCCAGUCUGCCCACUCCUCCUCUCCCUCCAACCCCGCCCAGGCCAAGCGCAAACCCAGCCGUCGCGCUAACACCGCUGAGCGCAGGGCUACCCACAACGCCGUCGAGCGCGCCCGCCGCGAGACUCUCAACAGCCGCUUCUUGGAUCUCGCCGGCCUCCUCCCCAACCUCUCCCAGAUCCGCCGGCCCUCUAAGUCUUCAAUCGUCAACUCGUCCAUCGCCCACAUCCACGCCUCCCGCCGCCACCGCCUCCUCGCCGCCCGCGAGCUCCGUCUCCUCAAGCUCGAGUCUGACGCCCUCCGUCGCGAACUCAAUGAAUGGCGCGACCGCUCCGGCCUCCCCCGCGUUGACGAGCCCGUCCGCGGCGAGGCCUUCCAGAUGAUCCUCUCUGGCGAGGUCGAGGUUCUCAACGCCGGCCCCAUCGAGGAAGAAGGUGCGGAGGGCGAGUACGACGACGAGUACGGCAAUGACGACUACACCCCUGCCCCCGUCCCCUCCGCUCACGAGGAGAUCCCCAUGGACGACAUGCGCGGCGCCAACCCGUUCGCCCAUAACGUCCCCCAGCGCAGCAACCUCCAGCUCCAGACGAUCCUCCCCCGCCCCGCGACCCAUGGCCCCCACACGCCGAUGGUCGUCCAGAGCCCGUCCUCGGUCUCGUUCGAGAACCCGGCGAUGUCCUCGAUGUACGAGCCCCGCUCGGGCCCGAUGCACGCUCACUUCCAGGGGCAGUACAUGCAGCAGGGCGGCAUGGGCGGCACGCAACACGGUGUCCACGACGACAAGGCCGCCUGGGCGUCGCAGCAGAUGUUCGGUGCGUCGGUCCCCGGCGGGCCUGCGCUCUUCACCCCGCCGACAUCCUCGCACGGCCACGCGAACGGCAGUGUGUCCCCGAUGGCGCCCGGCUCCCAGCAGGCGUACUUCAUGAGCCUCCAGCGCCAGCAACAGCACCAACAACAGAUGUUCCACCAGCGCAUGACCGACGACACUUCCCCCUCCGGCCCUCGUCGUGAGCGCAGCGGCUCGGUCAACUCGAACGGCUCUGGCUACGCGUCCCCUGCGAGCCACGGCUCGUACGAGAUGCCAAGCGUGAUGAGCGGCCCCGGCGCGGUCCCGCGCAGGAUGGCCCAGGGCGGGGCGGGCGGAUGGGACGACGGGAUGAGCAUUGGCCCGAUGGGUGGAAUGGGCAUGGGCAUGAUGAAGAGCGCACCGAUCAGCGUUGGUGGCGGUGGCAGCGCGCACGCAUACGCGGCCGCGAUGCUGUAA